AUGUGGAAACCAGUGGACCUUCCCUUCCACACCUCCCAGCCUCUGCCUCCACUACCCACGACAGAUGAGAUCCGCGCCUGCACCCAUGUCCUCUGGGAGACUAUGGCCUCCAAGGUCGUGACAAUUAACGACAAUAUUGUCGUAAAGUAUGGAGGUUGUAUAAAUACCUGGGAAGGCCAGGCACUGAUUUAUCUUGAACGACAUGUCCCCGAAGUUCCAGCCCCUCGACUGUAUGCGAUGUACUAUGAGGGCAAACAACUUUUCCUAGUCAUGCAACGCAUCCCCGGUGUGCAACUGGAUAGUAUCUGGCCAACAUUAACAUCAUCCGAGAAGGAUGGUAUUAUAGCAAAACUCCAAUCAGUAUUCAACACCUUACGACACGUCGAGUGCCCAUGGCCCGACUUUUACGGCGGCUUGGACGGCGGCGGUGUACAUCACUACCUAUUCUAUAGCCAGCACGGCGAUCAGAAGUUUCUAGGACCUUUCACUGGCGAACCUGCCUUCGUGGCUGGUCUGGUGGGUAAUUAUAGGGCCCUAGUCGAGCGUAAUAAUCAUCCAGAUUACAAGGCUCGAUUUUACGAGAAAUACCUCGCUCGCGUUCUUCAAGGUCAUCGGCCUACAUUGACGCAUGGUGAUGUUCAGCAGAAGAAUAUCAUGGUUGUGGAGAAUAAAUGUUGCUCGAACGAGCAGGGUGAGCGUUCGUUUGACGUCGUACUGGUCGAUUGGGAGAAUGCUGGCUGGUUUCCUGAUUUCUGGGAGUUUUUUUACUGGUCAUGGCGAGUUCAGGACUUUGUGGAAGUGUGGCCCGCUGAGAUGGCUAUUAUGCAAUUGAUUGAUAAGGAGCUGAGCUGGUGAAGUACCUUUCUGGAGUUAUUUUUUAUUUAGAUAAGGAGAUAUGAAACCGAUGGCUAUAGGAUCUAUUGUGUCACAGCCAUUCCAUGAACUGUUCCUCGGCCCCGAACAAGAGGCUGGAAUUGAAGUGUG
This is a messenger RNA of Aspergillus eucalypticola CBS 122712, 984 nucleotides long. Its product is annotated as phosphotransferase enzyme family protein. The transcript is spliced from 2 exons. Bases 1 to 855 code for a protein of 284 amino acids. NCBI's taxonomy places the organism in Eukaryota, Fungi, Ascomycota, Eurotiomycetes, Eurotiales, Aspergillaceae. The record is from RefSeq and is a predicted model, not a curated record.